Molecule: messenger RNA, 579 nt
Organism: Aspergillus tanneri
Lineage: Eukaryota; Fungi; Ascomycota; Eurotiomycetes; Eurotiales; Aspergillaceae
Product: ribonuclease P Rpr2/Rpp21/SNM1 subunit
Exons: 1
Coding region: 1-579 (192 amino acids)
Biological process (GO): RNA processing
Source: RefSeq, a predicted model, not a curated record
AUGCCUUUCAGUGACUACACCCCUCGAUUGAAUUUCCUCAAGGAAUCUGCAGGCGCUUUAAGCGCUUGCAGUCCUUCUACAGCUGCUUAUCUUAUGACUGUCCAUAAUCACAUUUUUCUGGCUGAAUGCAGGCCAUUGAACCAGAGGCAGCAAGAAGCUUCCUGUGGGGCAUGUGGUAGUAUGAGAAAUGAUGAAUUCACUAAGACCAUUCGCAUCAACAAAAAGAAAGCAAAACGUGUAUCCGCUGCAAAGGGAUUUACUCUUGAUGGAGCCACUGUCUACAAAUGCCUUCGUUGCCAUCGGCGAACCAUCAUGCCAGCUCGACAGAAAUCAUGCCGGCCUCAAGCUCCUCGAUCGCCUAGUACGGUUACAGAGAAUACAUCUACAGGGGUCAUUUCUCCCCAACAGGCCCCAGAAUCUGUAGAGACCGAGAAAUCCAAUAAGGCAGCAGAGAACGCGAGUAGUAAGAAAAGAGCCAAGGCAAGAAAACAAGGGGGAUUGCAGGCUCUCCUGGCUUCUAAACAAAAGUCCCAGGCAAGUUCCUCGUCCUUGGAUCUUUUUGAUUUUCUUCAGCAGUGA